Aplysia californica (California sea hare) is the source of this 3243-nucleotide messenger RNA. Its product is annotated as myb-like protein X. The record is from RefSeq and is a predicted model, not a curated record. The coding region runs from base 1 to 3243 and encodes 1080 amino acids. Lineage: Eukaryota; Metazoa; Mollusca; Gastropoda; Aplysiida; Aplysiidae. The transcript has 9 exons.
AUGAAAGAGAUCCGGCUGGGGCCUGCCCCGUCCAUCAGAUGCGUGGAUUCUCCGCACGCCGGUGGUGUGCUCUAUUUGGUCUCCCCAGAAUCUCGCGGUGACGUCACAACCCAGUCAGAAAUGAAACAAGGGCAACAAUCCUGCUCGUCCAGCCUGCUUCGCCAGUCACAAACAUGCUUCACACAGCUAGCCGAGGCAGUCAACGCGGGAGCGAACUCAGGCCCUCUGGCGGGAUCAGGGGGAAUGACUCUAGACUACAGCCAGAUCAAAGCCUACUGUGAAAGGUUCUGCAACAGCCAGGGAAUCCGGUGUGAACUCAAGGGGACAUUUAUAUGUAACACCACACUUCUGGAGAAAGGAUCUGCCUCUUUAGAAGGCGAAGGAGCUCAGGCAGAGGAGCAUGGUGGCACCAGGAGUGACGGCCAUCUUAUCCGCUUCGUGUCGUGCCUGGAGGAACUAGAGAGUCUGUGUGAUGGCAACAGUUCUAGUGACAACGUCCUGAGCCGACUGGUCAGUGCAGAGAGGGUUAAGGAAGCCGUACCAACUUUGUGCAAACAUCAGGACGGUAUAUUCUUUAACGAUCUGGCGGAGUGUCAGAGAAAUGCCGUGAGCAGUGAGUGCGGGGAGAACCUAGGAGACCUGCACGCCGACUUCCUGCUCUCCUUCGUGCCCACUUCCUGCACAGACACGUCCGAUCCGAACCUGGAGGGCCUGGUCGGCCAGAAAGAGGAUACCGCGGAGGAUUCUGGGUUAGGUCCAGCGCCCAGCGACACUCAGAAUGACGCUCAAGUGAAGGAAGUUCUCACGUCACGUGACAGGACCGAGUCCACAACGAGGCCGGAGCUCAGGUCGACGACUGAAGAGAACAGCGGGCACAAACUAUCACACGACUUUUAUUUGGCUGCUGUCAUAGCAACGCUGUGUUACAUUGUAUCUGUUUAUAAUCUUGCGACUUUAGUUGCCAUCAUCGUUGCCUCUGUUAUCGGCGGCCUCAUUAUCAUCCUCCUCAUCGCCCUGUGCAUCUACUGCUGCAUGCGCAACAGGGACGGGCGGGACGAGUAUGAAGACAACAAGAAGAUGCGAAGAGAGGAGGACGAGUACGGGGAUAAGAAUGUACUCACCCAGACCUACAGGGGAGAUGCUGACAAAGCCGUGCUUACAGAUCUAGAGUCCGGUAACUACUCGCGGGAGGAGAAGCGGAGAAACCCCUUGACUGUUUUCGUCACUAACAAAGUCCAGCCCAGGAAGACAGAGUGGGAUUACUCAGGUCACAGAAAGGAGUUGUACGGUGUAAAGACCGUCUCCACACAGACAGGAGAUCACGAAUCAGAGCCAGGAGACAUUCUCAUCUGGUCUAGGGGGCGAUGGUUCCCUGUCAGGGUGCCUAAAAACGCCGUAAAGGGAAACAAGAACAAGCGAGAUGCUAAAGUCGGGACAAGCGACAAGCCGUCAAACAUCGAGGUGACGAAGACAGUCCGAGAAGACAGACGGCCGAUACCCCAAAACGCUGGUGUGCCUUCUGACAUCGAUGACGUAUUCAACUCGAAAGACAAGUCCAUCCAGACGCCGGCGCCGACGGCACCACCCACCAUCAGUCGAUGGAACAGCAGCAGUAACAUCUACACCCGUCGCGACUCGCUCAGAGACUCCAGUGACGACGAGCUAGCCAAACUCUCCUACGCCACGCCCCGACCCACCAUGUCCAGAGCUCCAGAAGACACCAGGGACAAGAGGCCGGACUUGAACUCCAGACUUCGGGAUCCGAACCGAGAAGAGAGAGACAGGGCCAAGCUGCAGGGCUACGUGGCUUCCUGGCAGAAGCCGAUUUGGAAACCGCACACCAAAGGUCACAAUGACAACGCAUACACAAAGGCCAAGUGGCUCAGGUCCUACGAUUUGGCUAAGAAAGAAGUAGAAAGUAACCGCAUAAUAGAAGAAAGGCGGCGAGGUAAUCACGAUAUGAUCGAGGAGGAAAACGACAAACAUAUAAACGAAAUAGAAGAAAAAAGAGAUAGACCAUAUACCGAAGAUAGACAACAAGUGCGGACAGAUCUAAAAGCGGAAGAUAGGUAUGGGCAACAAAGAGCGAGACAAAGGCUUGCCGCUCACGAAAAGCAAGCUGAGAGGGAAAAACAAGAAGAAAAAGAUAAGCAGGUUAAGCAAAGUGAGCAAGCAAGUCGAGCUAAGCAACGCAAGACUGGAAAACGAGAGAUUCAAACUAAAGAAGAGAGGCAGAAAAAACUAGAAGGACAGGAGAAACUGCUGGUUCACAAAGAACAUUCAAAUCUGCAAGAGAAGCAAGAUUAUGAACAAAGUAGGAAAGAAAAAAAGGUGGCAAAAGAUGGUCAAGAUAAAGAAGAUAAACAGAACAAACAAUAUGAGAAAGACAAACAGGAAAGACGGGGCGUGCAAGAUGGACAGGAGAAGCCAGAAAAGAAAAAUAAACAAGAUGAACAAGACAAACAAGAACAGAAAGAUAAACGACUAGAGCAGGACAAAUCCGUCGAACAAGACAUACAGCAAAAUAAUGAUAAACAAGAAGAACACAAUAAGUACGGCGAACAAAUUACAUUUGAAAAGCAGGAGAAACGGAAUGAACAAGCCAAGCAGGAAAAGCGAGUUAAAGAAGAUAAGCAAGGUCAACACACGGAACAAGAAAAACCAGAUAAGCAUGGUAAAGAUAACAAGCACUUAUUAAGUCAAGGUAAAGAAGAUAAUAUACAGGAUAAGCAAGCCCAGCAAGGUCAACGCGAUACGACAGAUACGCGAGAUAAAGAAGACAAACAAGAGGAUAGGAAUAAAGAAAAUAUACAAGACAAGCAAGACAAACAAGACAAGCAAGAUAAACCAGACAAGCAAGAUAAAGGAGCCAGACAAGAUGAUAAUGAUAAAGUUGAUAGACAAGAAAAGCAGGAUGAACAAGGUAAACCAGACAAGCAAGAUAAAGAAGACAAACAAAAUGCUAAAAAUGAAGAUGAGAGACAAGAUAAACAAGAUAAAGAAGUCAAGCAAGAUAAAGAAGACAACAAAGAUGAUAAAGAUAAAGAAGGUAAACAAGGCAAGCAAGAUAAACAAGACAAGCAAAAUAAAAACGAUAAACAAGAUAAAGAUGACAAGCAACAUACAGAAGACAAGCAAGAAAAUAACAAUAGGCAAAAUAAAGAAGAUACACAAGACAAGGAAGCGAAGCAGGAUAAACAAGAUGAUCAGCAAAUACAGGACGAGAAAAGUAGUCAGAAGUAA